CUCUUUGCCCGCACAGCGUCUUUUAACAUGGCAGGCGUGGAGAGGUUGUAGAGAAGGCGCACGCGUGUCGUUGAAAAGUAUCCUGCUUCUAAGGUGGGGUGAGAAAACCAUUUUCUCCUACUUUUUACCAUUGUUUGUACUGAGGACAUUAUGAGAAACCUGAAGUUGCUGAGAACACAGGAGUGCCAUGCCAGCCAGGUUUUUGGAAGUCCACAGGGUUUCUCUCUCCGUCUGAACCGAGGGACAUUAUUAAUCAGCUCAGAAUAUGGAAUUGUGGAACUGGAUCCUCUCACACAGGAGGUCACAAAUGAAAUUUCUCUGACAGCAGAGAGGUUUCUGCCAGAAGAUGGAAGUGGACGCAUUGUGGGAAUUGAGGAUUUGCCUGACCAAGAGUCGGUGUGUGUCGCUACAGCCACUGGAGAUGUUAUCCUGUGCAACCUGAACACAAAUCAGGUAGAGUGUGCCGGGAGUGUGGACAGUGGUCUAACAGUAAUGAGCUGGAGUCCAGACCAAGAGCUUGUUCUCCUGGCGACAGGUCAGCAGACACUCAUUUUGAUGACAAGGGAGUUUGAGCCGAUUAUGGAAAAUCAGAUUCACCAGGAUGACUUUGGAGAAGGGAAGUUUAUUACCGCCGGUUGGGGUAAAAAGGAGACCCAGUUUCAUGGAUCUGCAGGCAAGCAGGCAGCUUAUGCCAAGCCAGUGGAAGUCUCACCUGCUUUGCCCUGGGAUGAUCACAGACCUCGCAUAAACUGGAGAGGUGAUGGACAGUAUUUUGCAGUGAGCGCUGUUUGCCCAAAGACAGGGGCUCGGAAGAUCCGAGUGUGGAGCCGAGAAUUUGUUCUGCAGUCGACCAGUGAGCCUGUCCCUGGACUCGAGCAAGGCCUAGCUUGGAAGCCCUCUGGAAGCUUGAUAGCAUCCUCUCAAGAUAAAGCCAACAAACACGAUGUGGUGUUUUUUGAAAAAAAUGGGCUCCUUCAUGGGGAUUUCACACUUCCCUUUCAGAAAGGCCAAGUCAAGGUAAAUGAGCUGCUCUGGAAUUCAGACUCUACGAUAUUAGCCAUAUGGCUGGAAGAUCUGAAAAAUGAGAUUAACUCACAACCAAAGACAUAUGUUCAGCUGUGGACAACAGGAAACUAUCACUGGUACCUGAAGCAAAGCCUGCAUUUUGGCAGCUCAGAGGACGGCAGGAUUGUGUCUCUGUCAUGGGAUCCAGAGAUUCCAUAUCGACUUCACAUCCUUUGUCGCCAGUGGCUCUACCUUUGCUAUGACUGGCAGUGGAGUACGGACCGCAGUACUGGGGAAGGGGCAAAUGACUCAGCCGGGGUGGCAGUCAUUGACAGAGACAAGGUGCUCUUGACAACUUUUCGGCAUGCUGUGAUCCCGCCACCUCUUUGCACAUACCAGCUUCAACUUCCCAAUGCUGUCAAUCAAAUCGCCUUCCCUAUGAACCCUUCUACCAGUGGGGAUCUCGCUGUCCUGGAUGCAAGCAACACACUUUCCAUUUAUAGAUCCAAUGGCUGUGGUGAUAAACGCUCUCCUGCAGUUAAAAAUGGCACCAUGGGGGGAAGUGGAUUUAAAGAUUCCAUUGGGGUCCCUCAGCUGGAAAAGUCCUACAGAAUCAACAUAAACACCAGAGAAGAGAGAAACCCACUGUGGUUGCGUCUUGUUACCUGGGUGCAAGAUGACCUGUUCCUUGCUGCUAGCCAGGGGCCUAUCCCAGCCCAUACGAGCAUUCACCAUCUGAAGCUGUUCUCUGCCGAAGAAGCAGGUAUUGUUAUCAGCUCACCUGUGACUGUGGAUGGGGACAUCAUCAGCCUGUCUUGUAACCCCAAAACCAAUGUGGUAGCUCUGCAACUCUCCGAUGGUCGAGUAAUGAAGUACUUGUGGGCAGCUGAAACACCAACUGUCGUCCCUUGGCUGAGCAGCAGCGGUUCCGCUAUCCGCUUUCCCUCUCCAUGUAUGCAGAUUGUGCAGGCUGUGAUUGGUGGACAAGACACCAUCUUUGGCCUGACUGACAGAUGUCGUUUCUUCAUUAAUGAUACUGAGGCUGUUUCAAAUGUCACCUCUUUCAUCAUUCAUGAUGAGUUUCUCUUGGUGACCACCCAUUCCCACACCUGCCGAUGUCUGCCUCUGAAGAACACAUCUGUGAAAGCUCUACAAGCGGCUUUGGGCAACGCAUCCGUCCCCGACAAUGAGACCCUGCGCAAGAUUGAAAGAGGAUCCCGGAUAGUCACGAUUGUGCCGCAGGAUACCAAGCUGAUAUUGCAGGUACCAAGAGGAAACUUGGAAACGAUCCAUCAUCAGGCCCUUGUCCUGGCACAAGUACGGAAGUGGCUGGACAGGAUUCAGUUUAAAGAAGCUUUUGAAUGUAUGAGGAAGCUGCGAAUCAAUCUGAAUCUCCUUUAUGACCACAAUCCAAAGGUCUUCCUGGACAAUGUGGAAACCUUCAUCAAACAAGUAGAUUCUGUGAAUUAUAUCAACUUGUUUCUAACAGAACUGAAAGACGAAGACUUCACAAAGACUAUGUACCCGCCUCUAGAGCCCAGCAAUGCCCCUGAGCAGCUCAGAACUGAUGGUAAAAAGGUUGACCUCAUCUGUGAUGCAAUAAGAACAGCCAUGGAGAAGAUCAAUGCUUCCAAGUACUGCUUAUCAAUACUGACCUCACAUGUGAAAAAGAGCCCUCCAGAACUCGAAACUGCUCUGCAGAGGAUUCGUGAGCUUAGAGAGAAGUCUCCUGCAAAUACUGGAUCUGCUAGUGUGGAAGAAGCAUUGAGAUAUUUGCUGUACCUGGUGGAUGUUGGUGAAUUGUAUGAUCAUUCCCUGGGGACAUACGACUUUGAUUUAGUUCUCAUGGUCGCUGAGAAGUCUCAGAAGGAUCCUAAGGAAUAUCUCCCAUUUUUAAACCAGCUUAAGAAAAUGGAAAUCAAUUAUCAGCGAUACUCUAUAGACAAACAUUUGAAGAGGUACCCAAAAGCUCUCGGUCACCUAGCUAAAUGUGGGGCAGAGCAUUUUCCAGAGCUCCUGAACCUGGUGAAGGAUCAGAAUUUGUAUAAAGAAGCCCUGAAGCUGUACCUGCCAGACACUCAGGAGUACAAGACCAUUGGUGAUGCCUACGGGGAGUAUUUGAUCCAGAAGCAUCUCCCUGAAGAAGCAGGUUUGAUCUUCUUCCGCUGCGGUGCAUUUCAGAAAGCGCUGGACGCCUUUCGAAUCAGUGGGAACUGGAGGCAGGCCCUGUGUGCGGCAGCUGAGCUUCAUUACACAGAAGACAAGCUGGCUUGUUUGGCAAGGACCAUAGCAGGGAAAUGCAUUGAGAAAAGAAAGUUUGGGGAUGCAGCUGUACUCCUGGAACAAUAUGCCAAGGAUUACGAAGAGGCCAUCCUCAUCCUCUUGGAAGGAACCACCUGGGAGGAAGCAUUGAGAUUAAUUUACAAAUACAACAGACCUGAUAUUGUGGAGACCAACUUCAAGCCAUCUCUGCUAGAAGCCCAAAGAAAUCAUUUGGUGUUCCUGGAAACUCAGAAAGAGGCAUUUUCUCGCCACCAGAAACGCCUCUCUGUGGUCCGGAAGCUGAAGGAGCAAAUCCAAAACGAACUGCAGGAUCUGGAAUCUCCACACUGCCCCGAAUCAGACCUCUUUUCUGAUGCCAGCAGCAUGGUGACAGCCAGUGAAGCCAGUUCCAAAUAUUCCCACAGUAUCUCAAGAAUAUCUGCACGUUCUUCGAAAAACCGUCGCAAGGCAGAACGCAAGAAACACAGCCUGAAGGAAGGGAGCCCUCUAGAGGACGUGGCCCUCCUGGAGGCUUUAGGGGAAAUUGUUCGGAGUGUCGACGGUCUAAAAGGGGAAGUGCACAGCCUUUCAAAGUAUCUAAUCCUCUUUGGCUAUGAUGGACAAGCCCAGGAGCUGCAGCAAGCAUUUCAGGAGACCCUUCACUUGAUGGAGCACUCCCUUCCUGAAAUCUGGAGUCCAGAGCUGCAUCCAUUCCCACAUAGCCCAAUUUUGGGUCCCAGCUCGACUGCCAAUAGCAUUACGGCUGCCUACAAUCAACAAAAAUGGAUGUCUCCUGCAGUACAAGAUCCUGAACUCUUUAUGCCUCCAAAACUCAACAGAAGCAUCCAGUGGAAACUGAACUUUCUGUAAUAACCCCAGCUCCACAGCUGUUGGUGAAUUGUGAUGCAAUUCAACGUUCCACGUGUGCACACACACCACGUUGCCAUUGUUUGUAUGCAGGGCUUUUUUAAUAGUAGGAACUCCUUUGCCUAUUACGCCACACCCUCCUGAUGUGGCCAAUCCUCCUGGAGCUUAUAGUAGGCCCUGUACUAGGAGCCCCGUAAGCUCUUGGAAGAUUGGCUACAUCAGGGGUGUGUGGCCUAAUAUGCAAAGGAGUUCCUGCUGCAAAAGAAGUCCUGGUUGUAUGUCCUGAAGACAGAUAAAAAACAAACAGCUGUUGCCAUCAGGAUAUCUGACUGCAGACUUUAUUAUUCUCUAGCGCUCCUCAGAUGUACGACCUGGAUAAGCAGGUGCAUCUCUCAAGGCUGUGCCUGUCAAGUUAAACCAACAACUUCAUUUCCUUGAUUGUGUUCCAUUAUAUUGUUUCAGUACAGCAUUGGGGCUAGGUGGUUCCUUUUUCCCAUGUUGAAAAUAUAAAUUAAAAAUAUUUUUAAAGGUC
Messenger RNA from Heteronotia binoei (common prickly gecko), 4666 nucleotides. RefSeq names its product elongator acetyltransferase complex subunit 1 (gene ELP1). The record is from RefSeq and is a predicted model, not a curated record. Bases 151 to 4137 code for a protein of 1328 amino acids. Lineage: Eukaryota; Metazoa; Chordata; Lepidosauria; Squamata; Gekkonidae. The transcript is spliced from 37 exons. Gene Ontology annotation, molecular function: tRNA binding; protein binding. Gene Ontology annotation, cellular component: elongator holoenzyme complex; cytosol. Gene Ontology annotation, biological process: tRNA wobble base 5-methoxycarbonylmethyl-2-thiouridinylation.